Molecule: messenger RNA, 1691 nt
Organism: Helianthus annuus (common sunflower)
Lineage: Eukaryota; Viridiplantae; Streptophyta; Magnoliopsida; Asterales; Asteraceae
Product: protein ANTAGONIST OF LIKE HETEROCHROMATIN PROTEIN 1-like
Exons: 1
Coding region: 128-1585 (485 amino acids)
Source: RefSeq, a predicted model, not a curated record
ACACCUUCACUUCACAUCUUCUAUUCCAACUUCAAACUCAUUCAAAUCCUCCUCUGUUUCUUCUUUCUUUCACACCAACCAUUUCAAAUCCCCUUUUCACACUCACUUUCAAAUCUUAUAUUAACCAAUGGAAAUCACUUCAAUCCCAUUUCCAAACCAAGAAGAUUACUCUUUUUUCUACACUUUCUUUCAAGAACAAGAAAACAACAACAACAACAACAACAUCAACAUCAUUGCACCCGACAUUCCGACCAACAAACGUCGCAAAUUCGAUGCGAAUUCCGGCGAAGAUAACUCUCUGAAGGAAAUUCUUAAUGCUCUUUCGUUUCUUGAGGUUCAAGAAACCCCAAUCCCAACCCCAAAUUUGAAUUUUGACUUUGAAUUUAAAGUACCCACUUCGAAUUUUGCUUCGGAAAUGUCGGAUGAGAGAGUGAGGAAGAUGCCGGCGGGGAAAUUUGGCGGCGGGGUGGCGGCGGUGGAGGAGACGGAGGCGGGGUCGAGUCAGGGCGGCGGUGGCGGGCAGCGGCGGUUGUGGGUGAAAGAGCGGUCGAAGGCGUUGUGGGACCAUUAUAAUAGUGACGAGUGUUCAAAUGAGGAGUUUAAAAAAGUGUUUAGGAUGAGUAAAGCGACGUUUAAUAUGAUUUGUGACGAGUUGGAUUCGGCGGUUAAUAAGAAGGAUACUAUGCUUCGUUUGGCGAUUCCGGUUCGUCAGCGGGUCGCGGUGUGUUUGUACCGUUUGGCUACUGGGGACCCGUUGAGAACCGUGUCGAAUUUGUUUGGGUUGGGGAUCUCCACUUGUCACAAACUUGUUCUUGAAGUUUGUGCCGCAAUUCGAAAUGUUUUAAUGCCGAAGUUUCUCCAAUGGCCUGAUUCGGAACGUAUUGAGCAAAUCAAAGCUGAAUUUGGGGAAAUCUCGGGAAUACCCAACGUUUUCGGAUCGAUCUACACCACCCAUGUUUCGAUAAUCGCGCCGAAAACCACUCCGGCUGCUUACUUUAACAAAAAGCACACCGAGCGGAACCAAAAGCCGUCAUACUCGACCACAGUGCAAGGCGUGGUUGACUCACGAGGUAUCUUUACCGAUGUCUGCAUUGGUUACCCUGGCGCAAUGCCCGACGACAAAAUCUUGGAAAAAUCAGCUCUGUCGCAAAGAUUCAGUAUGGGCCACUUGAAAAACAUAUCAAUAGUGGGUGGGUCCAGCUACCCACUACUUGACUGGCUUUUGGUGCCGUAUACGCACCAAAACAAAACAUGGAGUCAACAUACAUUCAAUGAGAAAAUUGGUGAGGUUCAAAUGAUAGCAAAGGAUGCAUUUAUGAGACUAAAAGGUAGAUGGGCAUGUUUACAAAAAAGGACAGAAGUCAAGCUUCAAGAUUUGCCGGUGGUCUUAGGAGCAUGUUGUGUUUUGCACAACAUUUGUGAGAUCAAUAACGAGGUUAUGGACGAUGAUUUGAAGUUUGACUUGUUUGAUGAUGAGAUUGUUGUUGAGGAAAAUGCAAGGGGUAAAUCGGUAAAUGCGGUCCAAGUUAGAGAUAGCAUUGCUCAUAAUUUAUUGCAUCAUAGCCAUGGAAAUACCGGCUUUUGAUGACUAUUAUAGGAUUAUAAAUUUGUUCAUGCAUAAAAUAAUUUAUUUUUGGAGUGUUAUGAAAGAAUAAUCGUAAGAUCAAUGUAAAAUCAUAUUUUUGCUUGUA